Messenger RNA from Cannabis sativa, 966 nucleotides. RefSeq names its product transmembrane emp24 domain-containing protein p24beta3. The record is from RefSeq and is a predicted model, not a curated record. The transcript is spliced from 4 exons. Bases 154 to 813 code for a protein of 219 amino acids. Gene Ontology annotation, biological process: intracellular protein transport; endoplasmic reticulum to Golgi vesicle-mediated transport; Golgi organization. Gene Ontology annotation, cellular component: Golgi apparatus; endoplasmic reticulum-Golgi intermediate compartment; endoplasmic reticulum. NCBI's taxonomy places the organism in Eukaryota, Viridiplantae, Streptophyta, Magnoliopsida, Rosales, Cannabaceae.
GCAAGUGUUCGAUCAAAUCUCAUAAAGACGAGACGAGUACUGAAUCUUCACGUUGUCCUCCUCUUCAUCCUUCCUUCAGCUCCCUAAAUAAGAUUUCUACAACCAGUUUUGUCAGCCCUAAAAAUAAGAUUCAGAACAGAGAAAAGAGAAUCAAUGGACAGAAAAUUGAGAAAUGGGAAUGGGUCCUCGAUGGCCCAAUUGCUAUUGUGCUUUCUUCUUCUGACGAGCUUCGUUGGACGAAUAGCUUCCCUCUCGGUCACGGUCAACGAUGUUGAAUGUGUCUAUGAGUACGUUCUUUACGAGGGUGACACCGUUUCUGGCAAUUUUGUUGUUGUCGACCAUGAUAUUUUCUGGAACGCCGAUCACCCUGGCAUCGAUUUCACCGUAAGUGCUCCUGGUGGUAACACCGUGCACACAUUGAAGGGAACAUCUGGAGACAAGUUUGAGUUUAAGGCUCCUCGAAAUGGAAUGUACAAAUUCUGUUUUCACAAUCCUUACUCAACCCCAGAGACUGUUUCAUUCUACAUACAUGUUGGUCAUAUCCCUAAUGAGCAUGACCUUGCUAAAGAUGAACAUUUGAACCCCAUUAAUGUUAAAAUUGCUGAGUUGAGGGAGGCAUUGGAGUCUGUCACUGCUGAGCAGAAGUAUCUGAAAGCACGUGAUGCUCGUCAUCGUCAUACAAAUGAGAGCACGAGGAAGCGUGUUGUAUUCUACACAGUUGGCGAGUAUCUUUUGCUGGCUGCUGUAAGCUCACUUCAGGUUUUAUACAUUCGCCGUCUUUUCAGCAAGUCGGUCGCCUACAACCGGGUUUGAGCUAUGCAUUAACAGUGUUAGUCUGUGUCGGUUUAGUAAAACAGGAUGAGGCUUGUAGGUGGUUUUGGACGAUUUACUUUCACAUCAUUUGCAUACAUGUAUCAAAGAUGAUUUAUUAUUUUAUUGCUAACAACUUUGAAACUUCCAAACACA